AUGCCACAAGAGUUAAUGAAACCGACUUUCACUAACCCUUACGGUUUACACCACGCCAGUUAUGUAUUCGGCUUUACGAGUGAUUUUGGCUUCAUCAUUGGCAUUUCUGUAGGUAAGGAACAAGCUACAUUGAUCCUUUUUGGGAUGGUGGAAGGACAGAUUCAAAGUUUUGAAUACACAACCUGUAUCGCGUACCCUAUCACGCGGCCGAGCUGCCGGAUAGACAACCAACCAACAUUCGAUACCAGACUGGGCAGAUUUGCAACAACACAUGGUCCAAUACAACAAUACAUACCUAUUAUGCAAAAACGCAGAAACGAGAAACAGCAAGAAGCAGAAUGUGGUGCAGAUUUGAGGGAUCGGCAGGCGUCGCCGUCGUAUGCUGACGACCGGUCACGGUCGUACACUCAGCCUGCUCUUGGUCCUAUACCCCUCUCCUCUUAUCUUUAUGAGACUGAUGCUGCCACAAACGAUCAUCAUCAGCACAGUUAUGAACCCUAUCUCGCUAAUAGAAUCCGAGAAAGACGAUAUCACGGGCUUCAGGUAGACUAA
Acanthoscelides obtectus is the source of this 552-nucleotide messenger RNA. NCBI's taxonomy places the organism in Eukaryota, Metazoa, Arthropoda, Insecta, Coleoptera, Chrysomelidae. The record is from the annotation of a GenBank genome assembly.